UCUUCUUCUUCCCAUUACGUUAGAAUGUUUCUUUGUUUGUUUCUUCCUUAAGAUUUGGUUCAAAGUAUGUAGAAAAAGAUCAUCUUACUCUUUACAACAAAGUUUUGCCACAAAGCAAAGCAUUAAUAUAUGCUACAACAUGCUUUCUGAAAACACAUCAACUGAAACUCUCUUACUAAUAGUUUUGUUUUCUAACGUGGGACUCGUGAAAACUUGUUUCUUGUGUGUGUUAUUUAAUCCAAGUUUAACAGGAGUGUUGAAAACUCAGAAGGGGUUUUGGGAGUGUUGAAACUUGUUUCCGUUGAUUGUGCAAGAACAAAUACGAGUUCUGAAAUGGGGUGCUUUCCGUCAACUUCAAAUGAUUCUGCUGGAAAUAGAAGAAAGCCGAGAAAUGUUGGGGAGAUUGAAGUGUUUGUUCCAGGGUUUAGGAUUCCGAAACCUGUUGACUUUUCUGAACAGAUUGGUGAUGGGUUAUCCAGGAGCUUGGUUGAACAUUUAUCAGCUCUUAGAACAAGGAUAGUUGUCAUGGCAGGCCAAGAAGCGCCCAUGUGUGUAAAACCAAGAAGAAAAGCCACUCAGCAUGGAGGAUCUACAUUGGCUGAUCUUCAGCAAGCUCUUGAAGAUUACCUGCCAGUCGUAUUGGGGCUAGUUGAAAAAGGAAACCAGCAACACAAUAAGUUGCAAUUCUCUUGGGCAAAUCAGGAGGAUGCUGCAGAGGAAACAACAAUGUCAAAUUCUUGGUAUGAGGUAUUAUCAGUUUUGCACUUGAUGAGCAUGCUAUUAUUAUCACAGGCCAACUCUUUGCUUCUUCAUAAAGCUUCUACCGAUGGUUAUCAGCUAAAAUCAUCGGAAGAUUGCAGGCGAGACUCUAUUGAUGUAUUCUUAAAGGCAGCUGGAUAUUUAGAUUUUGCUGUGCAUCAUGUUCUCCCUCAAAUUCCGCCUGAACUCAGGAAAGAUUUACCUCAGGACCUGGCAGAGGGAGUGCUUCGAGCCUUUUGUCUGCAAGCACUAGGCCAGGGUGUUGAUAUUCAACUUGGAAUGGCAAUUGAUAGUGUCAAAGCCACAUUGGCAGUAAAACGAAGGUUUGCAUGCGAGCUGGUAAAAUACUGGAAUCAGGCUGGAGAAAACAUAGUAGACCUUCCACUAGCAAAUGGAUGGGGAGAAAAGCAUAAACUUUUCAUUGAAUGGAAAUAUGCUGAAGCCAAGGCUGCUGCAUACUAUCUUCAUGGUCUAAUCCUUGAAGAGGGACAAACAGAAGAAAGUAAUGAGAUGGGUGAGGCAGCUCUUCUGGCAGCUGAUGAGUUUCUGAAAGAAAGUAAGAAGGCCUGUGAGUGCUUCCAUAUGGCACCUCCUUUUUCGCGAAAUCCACCUCUUUGGGGGACUAGCAAGUACCUCUGUGACAGGAUUCCAAAAGAUAUUCCAAGCAGAGUGCUAAAAAAUGGUCACCUGCACAAUCAUGAAAUGAUUCUGCAGACAGCUCCCGCAUUGCCGGACUUUGAAUUGUCUUUAAAACCUGAAGAUUACCAGCUGCCUUCAGUGGAUCCCUCAUGGAAUGACAUUUGAAUUGAAGACCUGGGAAACUUAGAAUGCAUAGAUGUACCAAAUGACAGAAACCUCUUUGAGUCCAAGCUCCUCUAUAUGACCCACACUGACUGCUCGUAGCAUGAUCCUUGCUUAUUCUAUAGUUUAUUACCAUUUCUCAUUGUCGUUUAGCUUUAAUGGAUGCAUUUUAGUUACCUUUCAGCUAAAAAUAUAGGAACUGUAUAUCCUUCCGUCAUCUUCAAGUUAAAUAAACGAAAACUGUUGUAAAAUUCUAACAAAUUGAGUGCUUUGUUCAUAAGUAGAUACUUGUAAACAAUGCAAUAAAGUAAACCAAGAUAAAUCAACCAUUUCAACUAAUACAAACA
This is a messenger RNA of Pistacia vera, 1907 nucleotides long. RefSeq lists its product as uncharacterized. The transcript has 10 exons. The record is from RefSeq and is a predicted model, not a curated record. Bases 334 to 1563 code for a protein of 409 amino acids. Lineage: Eukaryota; Viridiplantae; Streptophyta; Magnoliopsida; Sapindales; Anacardiaceae.